AUGAAGCAUCUCACUGGGCUUACGAUGAAAGAUUUGGAUAGUUUGAGAGAGAUUAAGUUUGAUUGGGCAGGGAAAGGAAAGGAAACAGUGGGGUAUAGCAGUCUCAACCCGAAGGUCAAAUGCUUCCAUGGCCUUUGCGAAGUGGUCAUCAAUAGAUGCCAGAUGUUGAAGAAUUUGACAUGGCUUAUUUUUGCCCCAAACCUCGUAUAUCUUAAAAUAGGACAGUGUGAUGAAAUGGAAGAAGUGAUAGGUAAAGGUGCAGAGGAUGGAGGAAAUCUGAGCCCAUUCACAAAACUCAUGCGACUGGAGUUAAAUGGUUUACCCCAACUGAAGAAUGUGUACCGGAAUCCCUUGCCCUUUCUUUACCUUGACAGAAUUGAAGUAGUUGGGUGUCCAAAGCUGAAGAAGCUGCCACUCAACUCCAACAGUGCCAAUCAAGGUAGAGUUGUUAUGGUAGGAAAGCAAGAGUGGUGGAAUGAGUUAGAAUGGGAGGAUGAAGCUACUCUAACUACUUUCCUUCCCAGUUUCAAAGCAAUAUAA
Vitis riparia (riverbank grape) is the source of this 540-nucleotide messenger RNA. RefSeq names its product probable disease resistance protein At5g63020. Bases 1 to 540 code for a protein of 179 amino acids. The record is from RefSeq and is a predicted model, not a curated record. Lineage: Eukaryota; Viridiplantae; Streptophyta; Magnoliopsida; Vitales; Vitaceae. The transcript has a single exon.